AGAGUUUGGUUUGAUGUGUGUGGUUGUGACUAGCCGGCUAUUUUAUUUUAUAAUUCUGUAAUAUUAGCGCUUUAUUGAUUUUUAUUAAUUUGAUUUUUCUUAAAACGGAAAAAUGGUUGUAAGGCAGUAUAACGAGGAACUUAAAUAUCUUGAAAAAAUUAACCCUCAUUGCUGGAGAAUCAAAAAAGGUUUUCAACCAAAUAUGAACGUUGAAGGUGUAUUUUAUGUAAAUAAUACUUUGGAAAAACUCAUGUUGGAUGAGUUGAGGAAUUCAUGUCGACCAGGAAUGACUGGAGGCUUUCUCCCAGGUGUGAAACAGAUAGCAAAUGUAGCUGCCUUGCCUGGUAUUGUUGGACGGUCCGUUGGCUUGCCAGAUGUUCACUCCGGUUAUGGUUUUGCUAUCGGGAACAUGGCUGCAUUUGAUAUUUCUAAUCCAAAAUCGAUAGUCUCGCCAGGUGGAGUUGGUUUUGAUAUUAAUUGUGGGGUGAGACUUUUGCGAACAAAUCUUCAUGAAAAAGACAUACUCCCAGUAAAGGAACAACUAGCUCAAAGUUUAUUUGAUCACAUACCAGUGGGUGUUGGUUCAAAAGGCAUAAUACCAAUGAAUGCCAGAGAUUUAGAAGAGGCAUUGGAAAUGGGAAUGGAUUGGUCACUAAGAGAAGGGUAUGUGUGGGCUGAAGAUAAAGAGCACUGUGAGGAGUAUGGUAGGAUGCUUAAUGCAGACCCAUCCAAAGUUAGUCUUAGAGCAAAGAAAAGGGGACUGCCACAGUUGGGAACACUAGGUGCUGGGAACCAUUAUGCAGAGAUACAAGUAGUGGAUGAGAUAUAUGAUAAAUUUGCUGCUGGAAAGAUGGGUCUGGAAAGGGUUGGUCAAGUUUGUGUUAUGAUUCACUCAGGAAGUAGAGGUUUUGGUCAUCAAGUAGCUACAGAUGCAUUAGUGCAGAUGGAGAAAGCAAUGAAGAGGGAUCAGAUUGAUGUGAAUGAUCGCCAGUUAGCGUGUGCAAGAAUAAAUUCAACAGAAGGUCAAGAUUAUUUAAAAGCUAUGGCUGCAGCUGCAAACUUUGCUUGGGUCAAUCGUAGUUCUAUGACUUUCUUAACAAGACAAGCAUUUGCGAAGCAGUUCCAAAUGGCUCCAGAUGACUUAGAUAUGCAUGUUAUCUAUGAUGUUUCACAUAAUAUAGCAAAAAUAGAGGAACAUGUUGUUGAUGGAAAGGUUAAAAAAUUACUUGUUCACCGAAAGGGUUCAACACGGGCCUUCCCUCCCCACCAUCCAUUAAUACCAGUUGACUAUCAACUAACAGGACAGCCAGUACUAAUUGGGGGGUCCAUGGGAACAUGUAGUUAUGUUCUUACUGGAACUCAUCAAGGAAUGACUGAGACAUUUGGUUCAACUUGCCAUGGUGCUGGUCGUGCAUUAUCCCGUGCAAAGUCUCGACGCAACAUUGACUACAAAGAUGUUCUCAACAAACUCGAAACAAUGGGAAUUUCUAUUAGGGUUGCAUCACCUAAACUAGUAAUGGAAGAAGCUCCCGAGUCUUAUAAAAAUGUCACCGAUGUUGUAAACACCUGUCAUGCAGCAGGAAUUAGUAAGAAGACAAUAAAGUUAAGACCUAUUGCUGUCAUUAAAGGUUAAUAACAUGAGUGUUUUUUGUACUGGAUUUAUUAAAAAGAACUGAACAAAUACAAGGA
Molecule: messenger RNA, 1689 nt
Organism: Leptidea sinapis
Lineage: Eukaryota; Metazoa; Arthropoda; Insecta; Lepidoptera; Pieridae
Gene: RtcB
Product: RNA-splicing ligase RtcB homolog
Exons: 5
Coding region: 113-1633 (506 amino acids)
Biological process (GO): tRNA splicing, via endonucleolytic cleavage and ligation
Cellular component (GO): nucleus; tRNA-splicing ligase complex
Molecular function (GO): RNA ligase (ATP) activity
Source: RefSeq, a predicted model, not a curated record